This is a messenger RNA of Ceratosolen solmsi marchali, 1110 nucleotides long. RefSeq names its product Calumenin B scf (gene scf). Gene Ontology annotation, cellular component: endoplasmic reticulum. The transcript has 4 exons. The coding region runs from base 68 to 1036 and encodes 322 amino acids. The record is from RefSeq and is a predicted model, not a curated record. Gene Ontology annotation, molecular function: calcium ion binding. NCBI's taxonomy places the organism in Eukaryota, Metazoa, Arthropoda, Insecta, Hymenoptera, Agaonidae.
CGUUAUUGGACGUCGGACUCGUUUGGCACCUGAAUUUGUGUCGGCUACGAAUUACAGCAAUAUUAGUAUGAGAGCCAUCCUGAUGCAAACGCUGGUCGCGACGAUCGUCGCCGCAACCGCCAUCCCUAAGAUCGAGGAUGACAAAAGUCAGCGUGUUUUCGAUAAGGACCUGAGCAACCAAGAGCAUUUUGUGGAGUCUCAUCAUAAUCCAGCCUACGAUCACGAAGCUUUUUUGGGAGAAGAAGCUAAAACCUUUGAGCAAUUAAGCCCAGAAGAAAGUACAAGAAGGUUGGGAUUAAUAGUGGAUAAGAUUGAUAAGGAUACCGACGGCUUUGUCACCAAAGAAGAAUUGAGGGAUUGGAUCAGAUAUACGCAGCAACGUUAUAUUCGCGACGACGUCGACAGACAAUGGAAGUCGCACAAUGAGGAAGAUAAAGAAAAAAUAACGUGGGAAGAGUACCGUAAAAUGAUAUAUGGUUUUCUAGACGAGAAAGAUGCUGAGUCCACGGAUAAGGAUGAUAAGAAUUACUCUUAUGCCACUAUGCAGAAACGAGAGAGGCGGCGAUGGUCCAUUGCAGAUACAGAUGGAGACGAUGCCUUAACAAAAGAAGAAUUCACUGCCUUCUUGCAUCCGGAAGAAAGGGAGUAUAUGAAAGAUGUCGUAGUACUAGAAACGAUCGAAGAUAUCGAUAAGGAUGGAGAUGGCAAAAUUUCACUGGACGAAUAUAUUGGUGAUAUGUACAGAGCUGUACAAGGAGAGGAAGUACCAGACUGGGUGACAAACGAACAAGAACAAUUUUCAGCUCAUCGAGAUAAGGAUGCGAAUGGCUACUUAGAUACCGAAGAGGUUAAAGAUUGGAUUAUACCAGCUGAUUUUGAUCAUGCCGAAGCGGAGGCUCGCCACCUGAUUUACGAAGCCGAUUCCGACGCGGACCAAAAAUUAACAAAAGAAGAAAUAUUAGAAAAAUACGAUAUAUUCGUGGGCUCCCAAGCGACUGAUUUCGGCGAAGCCCUCACUAGACACGACGAAUUUUAAAGAUCUUUAUCAACAGAGCCAAAUUUAUUAUUAAAAAUGACAAGAUCUUUAUUUAUUUAUAUUAAAUGUUUAUU